Messenger RNA from Ictalurus punctatus (channel catfish), 4340 nucleotides. RefSeq names its product ligand dependent nuclear receptor corepressor (gene lcor). The transcript has 4 exons. Gene Ontology annotation, biological process: regulation of transcription by RNA polymerase II. Gene Ontology annotation, cellular component: nucleus. Gene Ontology annotation, molecular function: DNA binding. NCBI's taxonomy places the organism in Eukaryota, Metazoa, Chordata, Actinopteri, Siluriformes, Ictaluridae. The record is from RefSeq and is a predicted model, not a curated record. Bases 346 to 1857 code for a protein of 503 amino acids.
UAUGUAGAUUAGAUAGUCCAUCCUUUAUUCUGGGGAUGUAAAAAUAGUUAAAAAAAAAUAAAAAUAAAAAAAACGUACUCGUCUGUGGAUAUGUUAAAAAUCUCCCCCCAAAAACCUUAACAUUUUCAGAUCUGUAAUCAUUUAUUAGAAUAAAAGUAAUACAUUGACUGAACGGAACAGUCGAUCUCAUGCACCUACGGAUGGUGCAUUUAAAAGAUGCUGUGGCCGGCGAUCACCUCCACCCUCUCGCACCACCACACCAUCCUCUUGUCCGAGCUCUGAUGACGUAGCCCCGGGGAAGUACACAGCAGAGCGCGCGAGACCGCGGGAUGGGGCCGAUGGAAAAUGGCGUGUCUGUGUAAACGUCAACAGUGUACCAUCAAAGGACAUGCUUUUCGUCAGGAACUUGAAUCGUGGAGACAUAAGCUUAUUCGAUGUGUAGACCUACCAAGCAUCUCAGAUCCCCUCAUCCCUCCAGUCGCACAGGAGAUUAUGCAACAAAUGAUUCGAAAGCUUGCCACGGAAUAUACCUCAAAAACCAGUUCAGCUCAGGAUAUACCCCUUUCCCAAUCAGUACUUAACAGCACCAAGUACCAAAGUCUGCCAAAAGCACCCUUGCUAGACCCAGCUGCCUCAUCACAGAACCCUGUCCUUUGUAAACUUUUCAUGGCUGACCAGGAUUCUCCACUGGACCUUACUGUUAAGAAGAUUGGUGUUGAGUCCAGUAACCAAGAUGGAGUCCUGGAUCUCUCGACCAAGAAAAAACAAAGCAGAAUCUCUCUCGAUCCCACUCAUGACUUCUCUGUCAUACCUGUAGUGAAAAGGCAACCCGUGAUAACAGAUCAAAAGUACCAAGAAAUUGAUGAAAAGGACGGAUUGCCACUACAAGGUUUGCAAGAUGGCAUUUGGGGGGACCAUACUUGCUCUGCCCCUAUUAAGCCUCUACUCGCCAAAUCACUUCUUAUAAAGGAGGAACUCCUGAGUCAGAAGCAUCGCUUUCUUGGACAACACUCACCUCUAUCUUUGGCCAGCUUAGAGAUGGUAGGUUUUCUCAAUUCCAGUCAAACACACCCUCUCCUGUCUUCUGAUGGCUUCUGGGAGAAACCACAACUAGAUGGUGUACUGGAGUAUAAAUCGGUCAGCAGCCAUAUUAGUGAUCUAAAGAACCUUCCGCUUGUCUUAGAAAAUCAUGGAACCUUCACCAAAGGUACCAGUGCCUGCCAUAGCAAGUCCCAUGAUAUCUUUGCCAUUACAGCAAAGAAAGAUGCAAGAAACUCACCUCCAGUUGACUUGAAGAUUCCACAAGUAAAGGGUAUGGAUCUCUCCUGGAACUCCAAUGGUAACAUUUCUGAUAUAUAUAAUUACAGCUCCAUUUCUAUGGGCAGUGUGCAGAGAGAUAAUUCUCUCAGCAGGAGGCUUAGGGCCAUUUUGCCCAAAGAGAGUAGUAGAGCUGGCUUGGGAAACCUCUUUGAUGGCAGUGGGGUGAGUGAAUAUUUAGGCACUGAUGCUGACCAAUCAACAUCUGGACCUCAGUAUCCAACGUCAGAUCCAGAAGCAGAUCCAACAGUCUCCAAGCAGCCACGCAAAAAAAGGGGCCGGUAUCGCCAGUAUAACAGUGAGAUCCUGGAAGAGGCUAUUGGUGUGGUGAUGAGUGGGAAAAUGAGUGUUUCAAAGGCACAGAACAUUUAUGGUAUUCCUCAUAGUACCCUGGAGUACAAGGUGAAAGAGAGGAUGGGAACACUGAAGAACCCACCAAAAAAGAAGAUUAAAAUGAUUAUGAAGAUAGAUAGAAAAGACUCGGCAAUUACUGCAGCGCCAACUGCCACAUCCAGCACAGUGCAAGAGGAUGUAUUGUAGGUGGUGAGAAAAACAAAAAAAAAUUAGUAAAUACACCAUGUUGGAACAAAAUGAAAUAUUAUUGGCAAAAGAACACGGCUUUAACUAUGCCGGUUUGCUUUGCAGUAUCUGGGGUAGCACAACCAUAAGCAUCCAAUACAAUGGAUAAAGAACAAUAUUACAGUGGUCACUCCAAGCAGUUCUUAGGUUUGUUAUUUAAUCUCACAAAAGUAACCAUUAUUAAAGCCAUGAGGGUGGCAAAACCAGAUUUUUUUUAUUUAUUUAUUUAUUUUUUAAAUAUAUAUAUAUAAAAAAUAAGGAACAUUAUGAAGUUUAAACCUCUACUUGCCCUAUCCCCUGUCUUCAGCUACAUGCAAUUUAAAAAAGCACUUUGGGGGACAGUAAAUAUUGGUUGCAGUUAGCAAGUCAAAAGAAUGACACAAGCCCUUUCAAGAAAGAAUCUUUUUCCCUCGCGUUCCACAAUUCCCUCUCUCAUACUACAGGUUUGUAAUAUACUUUGGUAAUUUAAAUUUUAAGUCUGCAAUGAUUCUUAUUGGGUAUCUGAUGCUUGGCUGUCUGUCUGUCUAUUUAGAUAAUAUUACAUUACAGACAUUUAUAGUCUGUUAAAUUAAGUUAGCCAUGUUCAUUUGGAACAUGUUGCUUUAGGUAAAUAGUAAUUCAGGGAUGAAUAUGAGUAUUUAAAAAGGUUGAUUCAGUUUUUAUUUUUUAUUUUAAAAAAUGUUUGUUUUCUUCUGGACUGUUCUUACAGUCUGGGAUUUACCAGAUACUGGUGAUUCUGGUGAUAAUUUGGUGACCUGAUUACCUCAGUGUUAUUUGCAUUAUGCACUUAACAGUCUGUGUGGCUCACUUCAUGAUACUAAAGAAGUGUCGUCCAUUGGGAGCCUCAUUGUUUGUUUUUUGUACAGUCCCCUCCAAAAAUAUUCGACAAGGCCAGUUCUUUUGUUUUUGCCAUACACUGCAGACAAUUAUGUUUCAGAUCAAACGAUUAAUAUGAGAUGAUGGAUCAGCAUUUCAGCUUUUAUUCCCUGAUAUUUACAUCAAGCUGUGCAAUGUAAGCUGUGCAUACAUUAAACAACUUAGAACAUGGCACCUUUUGUUCGAACCCAGCCAUUUUCAAGUGAUUAAAAAUAUUGGAACAUAUAAUAGACAGGCGUUUCUUGUUGCCCAGGUGUUCCUUGUUGUUGCUUAAAGAAAUAAUAGCUCUGAAUGUCUACUCUUGGUUGAGCCCUAGGUUUCACCUGUGAAGACUGCAUUUGUUGUUAAAAUGGAUAAACCAACAUGAAUGCCAGAGAGCUGUCUAUGAAAGAGAAACAGUCUGUCUGCCAAUUUACAGAGAAAUGCACCCAGUCUAAUAGGGAGGAAUUUCAUCAAGCAAAAAGACAGUGGCCCAAAACAUACUGGCAAUACUACAAAUGACUUCAUCAGGGGGAAAAAGUGGAUGGUUGUAGACUGGCCACGUCAAUCACUUGACCUUACCCCAAUUAAGCAUACAUUUCACCUGCUGAAGAGGAGACUGAAUAGAGAAACCCCCAAAACAAACAACUGAAAAAUAGCUGCAGUACAAGCUUGAAAAAGCAAAAAAGCAUACAACAGUUUGUUGAUCUUAGUGGAUUGCUGGCUUGAUACAGUUAUUGCAAGCAAGGGAUAUGGAAUCAAAUAUUAAGUGGUAGUUACUGUAUUUUAUUUAAGACCAUCUGUUGAGUUCUCUGGUGAUCCAGAGGCUAAGGAUCCCAUGCUCUCACCACCGUGUCUCGGGUUCGAUUCCCGGGCAGGGAACCCCAGCCACUCCGCUCAGUGCCGGUCCCAAGCCCGGAUGAGAAAUGGGAGGGUUGCGUCUGGAAGGGCAUCCAGCAUAAAACCUGUGCCAAAUCAAAAUCUAAGCAGACCCUGCCAUAGUGUGGGAAUAAUGCUAGGAAUAAGAAGUAGGCUUUAAGACCAUCUGUUCCUAUACUUUUGCCACCAGAGGGGCCAGGUUUUAAGUUGUUUAACACAUCUAGAUGUAAAUAUCAGGAACUUAAAGUUGAAAUUCUGAUUCCACUUUCAACCAAGAGUAGACAUUCACAGCUAUUACACCUGGGCAACAAAAAAACACUUGUCAGUUACAUGUUCCAUAUUUCUGAUCACUUGAAAAAUGGGUGAGUUCAAACAAAAGUUACCAUUCUCUAAGUUGUUUAACACAUCAUCAGGAAUGAAAGCUGAGUUUCUGAUUUAUCAUCUCAUAUAAAUCUUUUGAUCUCAAACCCAAAUGUCUUCAGUGUAUAACAAUGUUUUUUUAAUUGCAUUGCCAUUCCAAUACUCAUGGAGGGGUUACUGAUGAGUUGUUACUGAUCAUUUCAUUGAGAUUGGCAUUGCUUCUAAUGGUGUGCGGUGUGGAGUUAUGGUGUGCAUAGUAAGGAGUAAGUUUAAUUUAAGAUUUAAUUAUUAUAAUAAUAAGAAGCAGCCCAUGUCUGUAUGCUAUUUUUCACUAAUUCUCAGGGUAACUG